CACAACGACCCUACCCCGACAAGAACAGCACUGCACUCUUACACAACCUGCGACCUCAUAUAGUAUGAUAUGAUACACCCCAGCGCAUGUAUUUAUGAUAUGAUACUCGCCCCCCCAUCAAACCAGCAGAAUGUCCACGCACCCCAAUCACGCGAAAACCCACGCCUCGCCCGCAACCUUUGUGACCCACCUGCUAACGACAUAUCCCCACUCCCGCAUAUCCCUGAUCCUCUGCCUUCCCCCGCAUCCACAUCCGCUCCCGCGCCUUCCGCGAACACUCCGGACCAUCUCUGCUGCGCGCAACGUGCUUGUCGCGUUCGCGCCGACGCCGUCGCUGUUCCGCGCCACGGUCGCGAGUCUGCUGGAUAAGGGCCGGGAGGAGAUUGGGGUUUUGGCCGUGUGGGGACUUGUCCGGGCGCACUGGGUGGCGGGGAGCACGGAGUGGUGCGCUGGAGGGAUUGGCAGGGCGAUUGCGGCGGUGGUGGAGAUCGCGGGGUGUGGAUGGGUUUUUGGGGAGGGGGUUGUUGAGGAGGAUGGAGAGGGUGGGGGUGAUGGAGGGGGUAGUGAGGGUGGGGAUGGGGAUGGGGUGGAGUGGUGGGGCGCUGAGGUGCCGAUUUUAGUUGGUGGUGAGAGAAGUACAAAUGUUGCGGGGGUCUUUGGGAAGUGGUGUUCUGUUGAGUGGAAGAAGAGGGAGGAGGGGGUUGCCGGUGGGUGA
Tuber melanosporum (Perigord truffle) is the source of this 715-nucleotide messenger RNA. RefSeq lists its product as uncharacterized. The record is from RefSeq and is a predicted model, not a curated record. Lineage: Eukaryota; Fungi; Ascomycota; Pezizomycetes; Pezizales; Tuberaceae. The coding region runs from base 131 to 715 and encodes 194 amino acids. The transcript has a single exon.